AUGGCGGGGAGACGCAGCCGGGGCUGCUCGGGCGGCCGCGGCCGGUACCGCGCGCGGGCCCCGUUGCUACGCAACCGGACGCUCGCGGGCGGCGGGGUGCACAUCCGUCCGCGGUACCGGCAGUUCCCGGAGCUGACGCGGGCGCAGGUGAUCCGGAGCGAGCUCCUCAGCGGCUUCAUGUGGUUCUGGAUCUUCUGGCACUUCUGGCACAGCUCGGACGCGGUGCUGGGCCACUUCCCCUACCCCGACCCUUCGGCCUGGACGGACGAGGAGCUGGGCAUCCCUCCGGACGACGCGGAAUAGGCGCCGCCGGCCGCGGUACACCGGUCCCUGGGACGAAAGAGGCCCCUGGAACCAAAGCUUUGGCUCCUCCAUCCUUAUUUCAAUAAAAGUUAACCAUAAGCAAACUCUAA
Haliaeetus leucocephalus (bald eagle) is the source of this 413-nucleotide messenger RNA. RefSeq names its product NADH dehydrogenase (ubiquinone) 1 beta subcomplex, 2, 8kDa (gene NDUFB2). The transcript has 4 exons. NCBI's taxonomy places the organism in Eukaryota, Metazoa, Chordata, Aves, Accipitriformes, Accipitridae. The record is from RefSeq and is a predicted model, not a curated record. Bases 1 to 303 code for a protein of 100 amino acids. Gene Ontology annotation, cellular component: mitochondrial inner membrane.